Molecule: messenger RNA, 707 nt
Organism: Paramecium sonneborni
Lineage: Eukaryota; Ciliophora; Oligohymenophorea; Peniculida; Parameciidae
Source: the annotation of a GenBank genome assembly
AUGUCUUAAAGGAAAAAAAAGAGAGAUCCAACUCCAACAAGAGUUGCUUUGGUUUGUCUAAAGACUACUCAAAAUAAUAUAUAAAUCAAUAACUAAUCUUUGCUUAAGAUUUUCUCCAAACAUGGUUCAAUAUCGAAAGUAUUAUUAUAGAUGAUAUUUAAUAACAUAGAUAUUAAUAUUUGAGAGAGGCUAAUUAUUAACCAAAGUCUUUAUUGAAUAUGAUGAAGUAAAUUCAGCUAUUGAUGCUAUUAAGUAUGAAAUUAGGUAAAUAUUGUAGAUAUCUGAACAAUACAAAAAUAUUGAAUCAAAUUUCAUGUAAUGUCUAUCACUCUCGUUUAAAGUAAUUGAAAUUAGAUACAGUCCCUUACACAAAAGGACUUGAUUUUACAAAUCCACCUUCAAAUAUUAAUGAGCAAGUUGAACAAAUAGAAUAACAGCUUGAGAAUAAUGAUAAAACAUUUAAUAGUAAUGAAUGGCAAGACUUUUAAUUUGAAAAUAGAUCAACAGAUGAAGUUUCAGAUGAAGAGGAACCUCAAUUUUCAGAAGAAAAGAUGAAAGAUAUAAUUACAAAGCUUAAUUAAAUUGAUGAAGAGAUAAAUUAAACUAUUGAAACAAAAAUUGUUACUGCGUUAGAUAAGCUUAGUUAGACAAAUUAAUUAACUAAGUAAUAACAAAGUCAAUUAAUUCAAAUCAAUUAAUGAAGACCC